Talaromyces stipitatus ATCC 10500 is the source of this 693-nucleotide messenger RNA. RefSeq lists its product as uncharacterized. The record is from RefSeq and is a predicted model, not a curated record. The transcript is spliced from 3 exons. Lineage: Eukaryota; Fungi; Ascomycota; Eurotiomycetes; Eurotiales; Trichocomaceae. Bases 1 to 693 code for a protein of 230 amino acids.
AUGGCAUCUGAAACUCCUAAAGAUGUGUUUAUGGCUUUCAUACGAGAGUCUUACAAUCCAUGUGGCUCUGAGGAAACAAUUGGUGGCCUGAAGACAUACGUUACCGGCCGACGGGAUGCCACAGUAGGUGUAGUUGAUGUCUACGAUGUCUUCGGCAUAUCGAACCAUACCCAGCAAGGCGCAGACCUAGUCGCCUCCGUCCCCGACUUACUGAAGGGCACCUAUGCAAAGCCGGAAUGGUUCCCUCUCAACUCAGAUGAGAAACGUGCUCAGUUCUUUGGGCUCCUGAAGGGUUACGCAGCGCCGCAUAAAUUUGUUGAUCCAUCGUUGGAGUUUAUGCGACAUGUACGGAGCCGGUUUCCGAUAGUGACGAAAUGGGGGUCGUUUGGAUUGUGUUGGGGUGGAAAGGGUGAGACUUAUCCCUACUCUUUCACCCCAAACGAUCCUAGAAGUGACCCAGUUGAUGUUUUUAGCAUGCUGGACCCCGCCGAAGCGAAAAAAAUAACAAUCUUUCAUCUGGUGAUGGCAUCGAAGGAUGAGCCAAGCGAGGCGGUUGCAGACUUCAAGACGGUUAUUGAGGAAAAUGGUAUCGGCAGAUAUCUGCCCACGUACACCACAAUGCAUCACAGCUGGCCGGGAUUGAAGGCCAAUUUGGUUGAGGAAGGCACAUUUGUGGGAUAUAGACAAGGCUAA